Bombus pascuorum is the source of this 955-nucleotide messenger RNA. RefSeq lists its product as uncharacterized. Lineage: Eukaryota; Metazoa; Arthropoda; Insecta; Hymenoptera; Apidae. The transcript has 4 exons. Gene Ontology annotation, molecular function: GTPase activity; GTP binding. The coding region runs from base 1 to 735 and encodes 244 amino acids. The record is from RefSeq and is a predicted model, not a curated record.
AUGAUAGGAAAUGUAUUUCGAAACGGUCAAAAGAUCUUUUGGAUCAGCUGUACGUGUAUCGGUACGUACAUCGCAUACCGAUACUGGAAAAAGCGAGAACUUCUGGCAAUAGACGAAGGUUUUGAUGAGGUGUCUAAGAUCGAUGAUACUCAUGAAAAACGAGUGCUCCUAUUAGGUUUAGACGGAGCUGGAAAAACAUCGAUUAUUAACCAAAUAUGUGUUGCAAACGGCGAUGAAACUUCUUACACUGUCCCUCCAAAACCAACAGAAGGUUCUACUGUAUAUAAAAUAAAAAAUGGGGUCCUAUUUUACAAUGUUUGGGAUAUUGGAGGUUCAGAUCCCACUAGAAAAUAUUGGACUGCUUUCUUACAAGACACAGAUCUGUUACUAUUUGUAGUAGAUGCCUCUGAUGUAAACAAAUUAUCUUCCGCAGCUUCUAUUUUGAAACAGUUAUUAAGUGAUGCAAGAAUGGAUGAUAUACCAAUUUUAGUAAUUGCUAACAAGCAGGAUUGUCCUAAUGCUUUGAAACCAGAGGAAGUUAAAAAAGCUUUAGAUUUAUUAAGUAUUUCUCCACAUAAACACAAAGUAGAAAUAAUUGGAUGCCAAACAAGACCUCUUCCUGAAAUGCCACCAGAAACAACUGAGUAUACUUGGUAUCAUGCAUCUAUGGAUUCUGUUAGGAAAAAAAUAUUCUAUAUGGCAAAAGAUAGUGUAUCUGCUCCUUUGUUCUGUUAGAAAAUACUUUAUACAAGAAAACAAGAAGAAAUAGAAGGUUAAGAAAAAAAAAAAAGAAGGAAACAACAGUAUGGCUAGUUCAGCAUAUCCUGUACAAUUUUUCACUGAAUUAAAGUGACUACAGUUUGUCCAGAAUGAACCUUAUUAAGAAAGAAUAAUUCGAGUUUUAAACGAAAGAUAUGAAUAAAUGUGCACAAUUUAUAAGGCUUUCUCAGUACAA